AUGGCUUCAGCUGGAGCCGAUCUCAUUUGUGGAGUCUGCACGCGGUUGCUGAGUGAUCCCUACAGUCUGCCGUGUGGGCACACGUUUUGCCUACGACCCUGUCUGCUGCCACACCCCAAAGCUCUGGCAGCGCGUUGUAUCAACUGUCAUACAACGUUCGACGUGUCUCAGUUGCGUCCCAACUACACCGUUGCCACCCAGAUGUAUCGGUGUAAGCAGGAAAUGAAGGGUGAAGGUGAGGGCGUGGGUGCAACACCACCUUAUAAAAAGGAGGUGGACGGGAACAUGCUUCUCUCCGAACGUUGUGGCGCCUGUCGGAAAUCAGUCGAAGCAGAAGCUUUGGAAAUUUGCCUCCAUUGUCACCACAGCAUCUGUCCGCAGUGCCGUGAGAAGCACCGUAACAAUAGCAUGAAGGAAGCGAUGACAGAGAAGAAUUGGUUGGAGAAGUGCCUAACCAAGGUCAGAUUAUUGGAGGAGAUGGUGUCGAGUAUUACACCUCUUCCCAUAAUGCAAAAACAUCUCUCCGACAUAUUCACAGUGGUUGGUCAACAUUUGAGCGAUUUCGAUCUUGUUGUGAGUGAUGGUCUGAUACCGCUGCCACAGCUCUUUCCCCUGUGCGCUGAUGAGGCAAGAAGAGGCAAAAUGAUUAAUCAAAGUAUGUUUGCCCAAAGCACCACAGCCAUCACAAAAACAACAGCAACGUCACAGGUGAGGCUGUACAUUGGUGGAUUGAGACUGAGCCACACGGAGAGCCAGCUGCGACAGCACUUCGCUCAGUACGGUGCCGUCACAGACUGCUACAUUGUGCGGGACUGCAAGACAGACGAGUCGAAGGGCUACGCCUUCGUGACCUUUCAGGAGGCGGCAGAGGCCAGUCGCGCGCUGGCCGACUGCCCGCACUUCAUCGAGGGUGGCCCAGUGUGCGUGAAACCAUCCAAAGGGAAGAAGAAGGAGGAGAGGGAGGAGGAGGAGGAGGAGGAGAAGGAGGAAGAGACGGCGGCGGCGGCGUCGACGUCGGUGGCGAAAGCGUUGGGCUUUACGUCUACCAAGAAAGGUGUCGUGGGGAAGAAGAAGCACAAGAACGAAGGAAGCAGCAACGAUAGUCGCGCAGAAGUAAACAAGCUGCGUCUCUUCGUUGGCAAUCUGAGUCCUUCGAUCACGCAGCAGGAGUUGAGGCAGCACUUCUCCCACUAUGGCAAGGUGACCAGUGUGGACGUGAUUCUCGAUCGUGAAAGUGGAAAGGCACGAGGCAUUGCCUUUGUGAACAUGAGCACACAUGUAGAAGUGGAGGCUGUCCUGGAUGCACGUCCUCACCGACUGAAUGGGGAGAGCAUCAUUGUGCGACCCGCACAUGCGCGAGCGCUGAGGGAAGCAGCUCCGUCCAAUGUUGAAAAGGCUGAUCUUCGGUUUGUUGGUUUUGCGCCCAUGCCUAGAACGAGGCGGUCCAUGAUACGACGCGGCAGAACUAUGUACACGCCCAGUUGCUUUCUCGAUAGUCGUGAAAGGAGACAAGAAAGGUGA
Messenger RNA from Hydatigera taeniaeformis, 1521 nucleotides. The record is from the annotation of a GenBank genome assembly. Lineage: Eukaryota; Metazoa; Platyhelminthes; Cestoda; Cyclophyllidea; Taeniidae.